AUGCCUCUUUCUACAACAGUUAUUGGAAGUUUCCCAAAACCUGUUUAUCUUAAGAUUCCAGACUGGUUUCGGACGACUUAUUCAGGCCCUUUCACAGAACAACAUAAUCUUUUUCUGCAGCAGUCGUCGGAAUAUGACAGAGAGGAAGCAAUUAAAAGAGCUACCAAAGAUAUAGUUGGGAUACAAACCGAAGCAGGAAUCGAUGUGAUCACCGACGGUGAAAUUCGCCGUGAGUCGUACAUCCUUCAUUUUUGCAGAGGCCUGAACGGGUUUGAUUUUCAUAAUUUGUUUUCGAAGGUCUGUCGUGACGGUGCUAUUACAACCGAUGUCCCUCGUAUUGUCGGGGAAGUGUCGCUGCGUCAGGGAGAUCCCUGGGUGUGGAAAGAGUGGAGAGCCUCGCAGGAUUUGGCGAGUGUGCCCAUGAAAAUCACCCUACCGGGUCCUAUGACAAUAAUCAACUCUACUGAGGAUCAGUUUUAUGGAGACGAAAAGCUUCUGGGCAGAGUUCUGGCUAGGAUAAUUAACAGCGAGAUUCAGGCUAUUGUACAUGCUGGAUGUAAAAAUAUUCAUGUAUAGAAAAAAGAUUUUUUUAAAAAAAAAAUUGUAUUAAAAUCCUGGGUAUCUGAGGAUAAAAGGGCAGUUCGGUCGUCACGCAAUGGGCGACUCAGCUGUCAUAGGAUCAGUCACACAACUGACCUGCGAUUAACGGUAUGAUCGUCGCUCGUGACGAGCUUUAUAGCGGUCGCUGGCGGCUUUAACCCUUUUUGAUUUUGUGGUCUAUGUAUUCCGAUUAUCUAUUAUCAUCUCAUCAUGAGGCGAGAAAAUUACAUUAAUCAUUUCUGUAGGAAGCUCAAAGGUUUUGAUUUUCACACCUUGUUUUCAAAAGAAAUUCGCUCGGAUGCUACCACCAUUCUUGUCCCUAGAAUAAUCGGAGAAGUUUUACCCGAAGAAAAUCAACCCUGGGUAUGUGAAGAGUGGAGAAAUACACAGGAUUCAUUCAAGGAUUUGCCUAUGAAAGUUACCCUCCCGGGCCCCAUGACAAUUGUUGACACGGCUGCAGAUCAGUACUAUCAUAACAGCAAGAUUUUAGGCAAUGUUUUAGCAAAAAUUAUAAAUAGGGAAAUCAAGGCGCUUGAGUCAGCGGGCUGUAAAUAUAUUCAGCUAAGUUAUGAGUUAGUAGGGAGGGGUGGAUAAAAAUUAGUCGAUCUGUCACCAGUUUAGGGUAAAGUAUCCCUUGUGCAAUUGGAAGUCCAUGUGAGACUGAGAAUCUCGUAAAUGUUGAAUACUCAUAAAAAUAUUGGAACUUAAUUAAGGCUAUGGGGGGGGGGAGGUUACUUGGGUUAAUUUUUGCUGGGCAUAUGCCACUUUCCUCUUAGAACCCCUACCCCAUUAUAGUCUUUUCUGUGGCCAACCAUAGACCCCAUCUUAGUCACUUUUGGAAAAUGUAAUUUUCACGAUCCCAGCUUAGUAACUUUCUGUUUAUGCAUCUACUUUAUAAAGCCUUUUAAUUAGGUCACCCUGAAAUGAAUUGACACAUUGGUUAAUGUGGUGAAAAUCUUCCCCAAUGUAAAUCCCUACUUACCUGAAUUUUCUGAUCCCCCAAAUCUGGAAAAUGUGCAAUCCCAUUCUAGUAACUCUAAUGAAAAUGCAACCCGAUUAUUGUCAAUCCAGCAGUGAAAAUGUGACCCCAUCCAGCGGCACAUCCCCAUUAGCCUAUUACUAGGAAGUACCCCCCCCCCCCCCCCCCCCCCCCCCCCCCCCCCCCCCCACCUCCCCCCCCCCCUGCCUGCCCCCGGCAAACUUCCAGAGCAACAAUUUCUGGGAUCUCUUGAGUGAAUGAAAAGGGACCACACACUAGCAGUUUAAGUCAGAGCCAAUACUUUUGGCCACUUAUAAGUUGUCCAACAUGUGGAUAGUGCUAUACAUUGGAUAAAUAACUACCCAGUGCAUCUGAUAAGAAUUUGAAACAGCAACUGGAUUAACCAGUGCCUAUUAUCCACUUAGAUCUUUUGAACAACUGGGACCAGACAUGAGCCAGACAUUGCUAAAAGCACAAGAUUAAAAGGUUUUAGAGUACUGUUUGUUAACUGUCAAUAUAUUAUGUAAUUUUCAAUUUAAGUAAUGUCCGACACUCAUAAUGGUAUAGGUGGAUGAGCCUGUAAUGAUGCGAUAUCCUGACCAAGCACUAGAAUAUGGAAUUGAUCAGCUGUCAUCCUGUUUUGAUGGAGUUUCAGCUCCAGAUGUUGUGAAGACUGUUCAUUUGUGCUGUGGUUACCCAAACUACCUGGUAAGAAAGUCUGCUAACUAUAAUUUUAUGGUGAAGAAUUCAAACAAAAUUUUAGAAUAGUCAGUGGAAGUCUAUGCCCUAUUGGAGAUAAAGACUUAGGGAGAUUUGGUAAACAGUAUAUUUAGAGGCUCAGUCUCCAACCUUGGGUGUCUCGAUGCACCCGCAGUAUGUGACAAACGAAAAGUUGGCUCGGCUAGAAGCAGUCACCUUGUGAUGGUAGAGUCACCCUCCGAGCGCGUUCAACUUUUCUCCAUAUAAACUCUUUGGCUCACCCAGCCAAUCAGAGCAUGCAUGAGUGCUGUCGGUUCGAGCGACUGAAGGGGUCGACUUUUUACUCAUUUAAAUGCUUGCUAAAGCUGACUUUUCUUUGGGGGGGGGGGGUUGACCCUUCUACUUGGAACAGUUUUCCAUAUGUAAACUAUGCUUAAGAAGGAGCCCAUAACGUAGCCUAAGAUGUUGCAUGAAUUUGCUGUUUUCUUAGGAUCAAGAGGACUACAAGAAGGCCGACAAGGACGUCUGUAUGAGACUGGCUCAUAAGCUGGAUGCUGCAGGGUUUGAUGAAAUCUCUAUUGAGGAUGCUCACAGGCACAACAACUUGACUUUAUUUAAGCAUUUUAAGACAAGCAAGGUAACUGUUUGAUCGUUUGUCUCUCGGGGGGUAAAUGGUUUAAACCUGUUUGUCAUGUCAUAGGUCCUGGCAUAGGUUACUGGAAGGGGACUCCUUAUGAUGGCCUAGACGGGGAGGGUCUGCCCGAAAGGGGUACCUUUUUCGACUUCAUGUAUAUGAACAUGAAGGAGUAGGGAUUUAAUUUUUUGAAGAAUAUAAAAGGGUAGGGAAAUUUGUCGUUUUGGACUCUAAGGGCAGCUGAAAGGGCUAACAGAAGGAUUUUAUGGUUGUGAAAAAGUCGAGAAAAUUUCCUGGUUUUGAGAUUAAUUGAUAUUUUAUAGAUACUGCACUUACAGCGGUUAAAAGAGAAGUAAAGUUCUAAAUAAAGUGUGUAAAAGGGUUACCAUUUUUUAAAGAAAGGUAUUCGUAAGUGGUGCCUUUUCACUGUAAGCAGAUCGCAGUUCUUUCAGGCAUACGUGAUUUUUAGCAUUUACGAACUGAGUCGUUCGCGUUGCUGACAUUCGCUUAAUCGGCUUGCUUUUACCUUUCGGGGAAAAAAAAAGCCAAGUACGUGAAUUUCAGCGACGCGAACGGCAAAUUAUGCCGGAAAGAAACCUCUGCUAGAAGGGUAGUUACGAGUGAGUGUAGGCCUUAAAAGGACUGUGAUUAACGAUGAUUGACGUUUGGACAACCUGUGCAGUCAAGUCGUCUUCAAGGUCAAAGUGAUUGUUUGUUGAGUUAAGGGUGUUUAACACUGGUUUUCACCUUAUAGACAAAUUAGCCGCGAUGCCAUUGGUUGUCUCAUAGUAAAAGACCGAAUAUGCUAUCGGCAUAGGAAAGAUCCCGAUUUUACAUCUGCUCUCACCCUGUUAUUUUCAGAUAAAUUCUUAUGAUACUUUUGCAAGAACACCUGACUGAAUAUACUUAACUAAAAUUUGGACAGAAAUUAUCCUCUCAGAACACAUCUCAGAGCAUCAAGAUUUCAAAACUUUCCGGUGGAAGAUGCCCCUAGACCGCCCUCCGACUCGCGCCAUCGGCGCUCUUGUGAUUCGUCGGUAAUUAGAAAUAUCCCAAUCUUGCGUACUCAAAAAAUCAGUGUUGGACAGUCUGUGGUUAUGAAGACCCUAAUUGCAAGCGACGCAUUUUAGUCCUCCGCAGUUUCCUGUUUUUUAAUAUCUUUUUGUGUAUUCAAAUUUGUCGGCUAACUUUAAUUAUUUGUCGUCUUUGUCGAAUUUUCAAAAUUCUUAUACCAAUGUAGUAAUGUAUCUUUUUACAGUAUUCUUGUGAAAUACAUUGUAGGUUAUCUAAUUUCCUGUUGGGAAGUUUAAAAUACAAUAUUUUGGUAACAAAACAAAAUUUCACGUACUAUUUAGCCCCCAGUACUGUUACAUGCGAUUUGAUUUGAAACCUGAGGCGAAACCUCGAGCAUCAAUUAUAUGAAAACCCAUCAUCAUCAUUAUGAGUUCUAGAAGUCUAUGAAAAAGUUCCUCAGGUUUGGGGGUCCAGAUAAAUUUCGUUCUUUUUAUUCAACAGUUAACAAGUUUAAGUUAUUAUUACAAUUUCUAAUUUACUAAGUAAGCCAAUUCUUGGCCAAUUACUGCGGCCCGAAGCAGUCCAUUUUCCCAUAAAAGGUAGAUCACUUUAGCGGACGGUCCUCUUCAGCCGCCUACUUUUUUUCGAACAGUAGUACGUGUUCUUAUUUGUCUUCGAAUCGACAAGGAGAAAUGAAGGAGCCAAGGCCAACGGCUUAACGUCCGUGCCCAAUCACGUGAUGAUCUUAAGUCCCCUACAUGAUUACAUGCAUGAUCUUACGAGAUUUGAACCUCUCUCUGGGCACAUGAGAACGUCGUUUUGGUCUCACGUUUUCCAUCAAAUCGUCGGUUUUUCGACGAAAUCGUCGCAUAUGAAGAAUUGUUUGCUAGGUACCGUUACUAACGAGCUCGAGCGACGACGACAAAGGAAACGAGAAGAUAAAAAAAGCAAAGCAAAACAACAGAAAACUCUGAACGUGCACAACUAACCUUGUCAGUCUUGAUCGGAAUGGCAACGGAAUCGUCGCUUUGAUCUCAAAGAUCGUUUCAUCAAUAAUUACGAUCGUCGAGACUUUGAUUUUGUCUGAAGUACCCAUAGAGAGGCUGGGAUUUUUACAAGACCCUGGUUGGUGGUCCGGCCGGGAUUAUAGAACCCGCGAGCUCCGAUCCCGCUCAGCAGCCUGGCGCUUUUUCAACGUAUAUACGGAGUGAAGUGACAUUUCUUAUAACCCUCUUAAUCCACAGAUUGUGCUUGGAAGUGUUAAGAUUGCCAGUAGCCGGGUGGAAAGUGUAGAGGAGAUUCGCCAACGUCUUCAGGAAGUUUUAACAGUUUUGCCACCUGAACGUUUAAUUGUUGCUCCUGAUUGCGGCUUAGGGUUUCUACCCACUGAAAUUGCUAGGAAAAAAUUAUGUAAUAUGGUUCAGGCUGCCAAAUCGUUGCCCUAA
Messenger RNA from Porites evermanni, 5371 nucleotides. NCBI's taxonomy places the organism in Eukaryota, Metazoa, Cnidaria, Anthozoa, Scleractinia, Poritidae. The record is from the annotation of a GenBank genome assembly.